AUGGCUUCUGGCCCAAGAAACGCAGCCCCGACCCAAGUUGGGAGUUUCGAUUUUGUCCAUUACUGCCCUGCCUGGACAGAUCCGAACUGGCAGGAUGAAGGCCCUGAACGAGAUGCGAGUGUCUUUGACAUCAAAGACAGCGUUUUUGAUCGCCUACGCCCAGCUCUUCUGCCUCGAGACAACUUCGAGAAGCCAACUGUUUACGCUCAACGAUUCGGAAUUUUUCCUGGUCGAACCGAUGGUCGUUCGAGAACAUCGCCCACACGAGCUGAGAGUCGACAAAUCUUUCCUGCCAGCUCUGAUAUUCGAAAUGGAAAGGAACUAUUUGGACGCUUCGAAGAUCUGGCCAAAGCAGCAAACGAGCACGUCGACGAUUACAUGGAGAGAACAAGGCCAGAUAUGCAAAAGUUGGAUGAAACCGAACAACGAUUCAUGCAACAGUAUGAAAAUCUAGUCAUAGAUGAGAACUGGCAGACCAUCCUUUUCGGGAGCAUGACUAUGGAUGAAUUGCAAGCAGAAGGAUAUUUCUCGAUGUGCGAUACCAAGUUUGACAGCCUCGGGGGCCACAUCUCAGAGGUUUUUGAGCGUGAAAGAUGGGUCGACACCAGUUGCAAUGGCAGAACGGCUGACAAGCCUCGUUUGAUAUAUAAUCUCAAUGGGAGACGUGAAGAAUGGAACCCGAGGACCAACGACAGAGUUUGGGAUGCGAUGCAGCCGGCUAUUCAACUCGCAUCGCGGUUUAUUGCGGCGGACGACCCCUUUAUCUCAGGUCUUCUAGACAUUACAAACAGACUCUGGCUCGACCCCAGACUUUUCCAGAAUCAACCCGGACAAGACCGAGAUACGAAGAUUAGAUUCGUUCCAGACCUGGUCCCGAAUGAUCCGUCUAGACUCAACGGAGCGAAAGCUGUCAUUGACAGUGGUAUAAACCCCAGGGCAGCUACUUGGCAGGCCCUGCUUCAAACAAUCCAGAUCGAACUAGCUAGUGGUUUCAUUUGUGACGGAAAGCAACAAAGACAUCACUCCGCAGGCAAUACAGACUCGUGGAUCACAUACCAAUGGAAAUAUAACUUGAGGGUCGCAAUCGACUGUGAGUUGGUUUGGCCCUUGAUCAAUGAUGCGUACAGCAGCAGCGAAAAGUUGAAGGCCAGCCUGAUACUCGCAACUACCAUAGCCCACGAGAUGAUGCACGCAUUUGCCAGGAUUCCCUACAUGUGGUUAGUUGAUCCUGCAACAGUUGGAAUAGUUGGGCGGGACCAAGUCAGGGCCUGCAAUGAUCUCGUGCGCUCAAUGUACGAUCGCAGACACAAUGACCUCCAUGGUGAGCCUUAUUAUGAUGAAGACCCCCAUCAAGAGGUUGGUCAUGUUUUCGAAGAAACUGUCCUCGGAGGUGGCUAUUGGUCGUUUGCAUCAGACAUAUCUAUGCUGAAACCUGCACUGCUCCAGACGGCGGCUGGUCUUGUAGCUUUCACUCAAAAUUCUGAGGGUGACAGAAAUGAACCCCCUGUGCUGCAGUGCCCUUUGCUUCGAAAUGUAAGGCUCAACCACUAUAUUCGAACCGAAGAUGUUCAGAAAUAUUUCACACAGUCUUUCUGGGAUGUUGCGGUCCAGAAAUAUGGCACAGCUGCUCUAAGAGAACCAUCCAAAAAGCCACAUAAGCUCAACUACUACCCUGCUGAUGAAAAUUACAACAAGUACGACUUUGGAGAGAAUACCCUAGGCACUGAGGAAGACAUGGCCUGGGUACAAGACUUCAUGAGAGAGCUCGGCGAUAGAGGAAAUCUUGUGCUGUGGAGUUAUUUGAACAACUUGAUCAACGAAGCCUGCGAGUUUGAUUUGAUGAAUGCGCAAUUCGCCACUGACAUGAUGACUUGGACCCAUCGAGAUCAAAUCUGGAAACGUCUAAGUAGAGAAAUACUCACGAUACUCUGUGAGAUCUCGGCAUGCACAUAUCAACCAUCUCAAGAGCAGGCCAAAGAUGACGUCCUGGAUUCUCUGUACAACUUGUGGAAGGGUGCAAUCGCCCAACGAGGGGGGUAUCCUGACGCCCAAUCCGCUUCCCUGGACAACUUGUCUUCUGACCCAGAGACUUGGGCUCAAAACACCCGACAUAGCGGUCUUAAGGUCCACGAAAAGCGUCUGCUACCCAGCCUCAUGGACUUUACGCGCCGUAUAGAAAGGGAGCUCAUGCACAUCGAAAGCAUGGUAUGUGAACUAUACCAAUCAGGAACCUCAAGUUGGCCGCUCUACCGCUUUUACAGUAUGGGGCAUGAUAGAAAAUUGCCCUAUCGAGUUGAUACGAUGAUCGAAUACAUAACCGACUUGUUGAUUCCCAUCGGAAUUGCUGAUCGAGGAAUCAAGAGUAUUGAUGCAGAGUGGUUCAAUCGAAUAUGGAACCUAGGCCGAAGAGCCAAGGACGUUCGACGACUCUUAGAUUUGGAUACCCGGAACUACGAGCACAAUUGGCGCGACCUCUUGUUAUCGAUGCCUAUGUUGCGCAAGUCCAAACGCAAGCCCCAUCAGAGACUCUACUUUUUGGCAAAAAAGGAGAUGAUGAAACUCACAGGAGGCCAACUGGAAAAGAUGAAAGAGUUCAAAAUCCGGUUCCAGAGAGAACUCAGCCUUGGAAGUUACAAAGUGGUCAUCCCAGGAGGGGAUCCCAACGUACUGAGCAUCGCUCAGCGGUUAUCCGGAACACUGGAUGAUGACCGAGGCAGCAAUGACCAUGAGCAAAGCAUCAAAGGACCAUCUACAGGUAUUUUCGAUAUCGAUGCCGUGAAGAAUCUGGUUCAUCAGCUCAGAGAAGAAGAAAAUGACACACAAGCCGAUAUCAUCAACCGUAUCACGAAUCGCAAGCAAAGUGAAGUCCCAACCUUGCAGAAAACUGCAGCGGAACAAGCUGGAAUUGUACUUCCGAUUCCACCCAAAUUCCAGGAGGUGGGUUUCAACAACCAGGCAGUGCCGCUGAAUAGCGUGAAGGAGUUCAAAGCAAAUAAUUCUCCAUUCUCGGCUUUCUCCUCGGGAACUAGCUCCCCCUUUCCUCGAUCCCAACUCAAUCAAGCCCCUGCAUGGGCAGCAAACAGUACAGGAGACCUGGCUGCUUGGGUCAACCAUCGGCUCGCAGACGUACCACCUGUCGCACACGGUAUCACGCCUCAGCCAUAUGCACUUCGAGAGGACCUCACAGUGGAUCUUCAAAACAUGGCCCAAGCCAAGCUACCCAUGCGAAAUCCCGCCUCCUUCGCCAACGAGUAUCCUCGAGAAGUGGCACAAGAUCAAGACUCUCCUUUUGUGGCUGGUCCUCUUGGAGAUAUUGCCCAAGCUUGGGAAAAACAUUAUCAACCUGGGCAGAGCCCACCUCCUGCAGCAACUGGGCAUACACCUGUGGCUCAGUCUUCUAAAACACCAACUCGCAGAGAGAGCCAGGAUAUUGGCAUGACCGGGGGCUUAAGCCAAGGACGUAAAGCCACAGUUUUGUCGCAUUUUGAUCACAGCAGCAGUGGGACGGAUGUAUCAGACGAUGAAGAGCAACGGACGAGAGAGAGCAGCAGUAGCGGAACGACACUCAUUGGGUUGUCGGAUGUUGAGGAGGAGCUGCUUAGGAAGAUUGCAGCAUUCGAAAAGUCUGAGGCAAGAGAAAAGGGAUAUGAUUUGAAGCGAAGGUCAAGCUGGGCACAUCUUCUGUCCAAGAAGAAGAAACUAGAGAUACCUAAGGCCGGGAGACGUGUUCACAAAUCGAAGCCGAAGAAGCGCAGGGUGCCCAGAGUUUAG
Molecule: messenger RNA, 3771 nt
Organism: Fusarium verticillioides 7600
Lineage: Eukaryota; Fungi; Ascomycota; Sordariomycetes; Hypocreales; Nectriaceae
Exons: 6
Coding region: 1-3771 (1256 amino acids)
Source: RefSeq, a predicted model, not a curated record